Messenger RNA from Cynara cardunculus var. scolymus (artichoke), 2067 nucleotides. RefSeq names its product ruBisCO large subunit-binding protein subunit beta, chloroplastic-like. The record is from RefSeq and is a predicted model, not a curated record. The transcript is spliced from 15 exons. The coding region runs from base 70 to 1899 and encodes 609 amino acids. Gene Ontology annotation, molecular function: ATP binding; ATP-dependent protein folding chaperone. Gene Ontology annotation, cellular component: chloroplast stroma; cytosolic ribosome. NCBI's taxonomy places the organism in Eukaryota, Viridiplantae, Streptophyta, Magnoliopsida, Asterales, Asteraceae. Gene Ontology annotation, biological process: protein refolding.
UCGUCGCUCGCUCUCUCUCUCGCUACUCCAUUUUUGUGUUUACGCAUUCGAUCUUCACCAUCUUAUCUGAUGGCUUCGUCGAUUGCUGGCAUCUCGUCUGUUGGAUCGUUGGCUUCUACCAGUAACAGGGUGAUGGAUAAGAAUCUGUCAACAUCCUCAAACAAGUUAUCUUCUUUUGCUUCGAUAUCUUCUAGCUCAUUGGGCAGGGGACAGAAUCUUGCCCUCCGAAGAUCUCUUAGAACUUCCCAAAUUAAAGCUGCAGCAAAGGAAUUAUACUUUAACAAGGAUGGGUCAGCUAUAAAGAAGCUACAAAUUGGUGUGAACAAACUUGCUGAUCUAGUUGGGGUUACUCUUGGCCCAAAGGGAAGAAAUGUAGUUCUAGAAAGCAAGUAUGGUGCUCCGAAAAUCGUUAAUGAUGGGGUCACUGUUGCCAAGGAGGUGGAAUUGGAGGAUCCAGUGGAGAACAUUGGUGCAAAACUGGUUAGACAAGCGGCUGCCAAGACCAAUGAUUUGGCUGGAGAUGGAACAACGACAUCAGUUGUUCUUGCACAAGGUCUUAUUACAGAAGGUGUUAAGGUUGUGGCAGCUGGUGCAAAUCCUGUUCUUAUUACCAGAGGCAUUGAGAAGACAACUAAAGCUUUGGUGGCUGAGCUCAAGCUGAUUUCAAAGGAGGUGGAAGAUAGUGAACUAGCUGAUGUUGCUGCAGUUAGUGCUGGGAACAAUUAUGAAGUAGGAAACAUGAUAGCUGAAGCUAUGAGUAAAGUGGGACGCAAGGGUGUGGUGACCCUUGAAGAGGGGAAAAGUGCCGAAAACAGUCUUUAUGUUGUUGAAGGCAUGCAGUUCGACCGUGGUUACAUCUCACCUUACUUUGUAACUGAUAGCGAGAAAAUGGUUGCUGAAUACGAGAACUGCAAGUUGCUAUUGGUAGACAAGAAAGUAACAAAUGCAAGGGAUCUUAUUAGUGUGCUGGAAGAUGCCAUCAAAAAUGGCUACCCUAUAGUCAUAAUUGCUGAAGAUAUUGAACAAGAAGCUUUGGCAACUCUUGUUGUGAACAAACUUAGAGGAGCAUUAAAGAUAGCUGCACUGAAAGCUCCAGGUUUUGGAGAGCGGAAGAGCCAAUAUCUUGAUGACAUUGCUAUCUUGACUGGAGGGACUGUUAUUAGAGAUGAGGUGGGGCUUACCUUAGACAAGGCCGACAGUUCUGUCUUGGGGCAUGCGGCCAAGGUGGUUCUCUCCAAGGAUUCUACUACAAUAGUUGGUGAUGGGAGCACUCAAGGAGCAGUAGAAAAGCGCGUGGCACAAAUUAGAAACCUUAUUGAGGUAGCAGAGCAGGAUUAUGAAAAGGAAAAGCUUAAUGAAAGAAUUGCGAAACUCUCGGGAGGUGUUGCCGUCAUUCAGGUUGGAGCACAAACUGAGACAGAGCUGAAGGAGAAGAAACUUAGAGUAGAAGAUGCUCUUAAUGCAACAAAGGCUGCUGUGGAGGAAGGAAUAGUUGUUGGUGGUGGGUGCACUCUGUUGAGGCUUGCCUCUAAAGUGGAUGCUAUCAAGGAGACCCUUGCUAAUGAUGAGGAAAAGGUUGGAGCGGAUAUUGUUAAGAGAGCUUUGAGUUACCCUCUUAAGUUGAUUGCAAAGAAUGCAGGCGUUAAUGGAAGUGUUGUUAGUGAGAAGGUUUUGGCUAAUGAUAAUGCGAGAUAUGGAUAUAACGCUGCAACUGAUAAAUAUGAAGAUUUGAUGUCUGCUGGAAUCAUCGAUCCAACAAAGGUGGUGAGGUGUUGUCUGGAGCAUGCUUCAUCGGUGGCAAAAACAUUCUUGAUGUCGGAUUGUGUAGUGGUAGAGAUCAAGGAACCUGAAGCGGUGCCUGCUGGAAACCCAAUGGACAAUUCAGGGUAUGGAUACUAAGGAAGGCAGGCAGGUGAGGAAGGUUGAGUAAUAAGCAAAGAAGGGGAUUUGGUUUUGCAGAAUUAUGUUAGAUAUAGGUAGUGAGUCCUGUGUUGAAUCACAUAUGCAGGAAAGGCAAAGGCAUGUAUGAUGAUGGUUUCUGAGUAGAAAUGAGAAAAAAGUUGCAUC